Messenger RNA from Nestor notabilis (Kea), 692 nucleotides. Its product is annotated as mitochondrial inner membrane protein COX18. The annotation marks the transcript as partial. The transcript has 5 exons. Gene Ontology annotation, molecular function: membrane insertase activity. The record is from RefSeq and is a predicted model, not a curated record. Gene Ontology annotation, biological process: protein insertion into mitochondrial inner membrane from matrix; mitochondrial respiratory chain complex IV assembly. Lineage: Eukaryota; Metazoa; Chordata; Aves; Psittaciformes; Psittacidae. Gene Ontology annotation, cellular component: mitochondrial inner membrane.
CUGGAAAACUUGCAGCCCGAGAUUAAAAACCUGUCUGAGCGCCUUCGCUAUGAAGUUUCUGUUCGUGGAAAACAACUGGGUUGGUCUGAAAAGGUGGCCAGGUUCCACUAUAAGAAGAAUCUGCGGAGGAUUGUGACAGAGCUGUACGUUCGAGACAACUGCCACCCCUUCAAAGCCACUCUGCUGGUGUGGGUGCAGGUUCCAAUGUGGGUUUGCAUGUCCCUCGCUUUGCGCAACUGCAGUGUUGGUGCCACAGGCUCAGAAGUUCAGGAACAGUUCUCAGCAGGUGGAGUGCUGUGGUUCACAGACCUCACGGCACCAGACUCUACUUGGAUUCUGCCAGUUUCACUUGGGCUUGUGAAUCUGCUGAUAUUGGAGAUCUUUGCUGUGCAAAAAAUGAAAGUUUCCAGGUUCCAGAAGCUUGUUACAAACUUCUUUCGAGUGGUGUCAGUAGUAAUGAUCCCUGUUGCUGCAACAGUCCCCUCUUCCAUGGCGUUGUACUGGCUGUCCUCCAGCUUCAUGGGACUCUCACACAACCUGUUGCUGCGGUCUCCAGCCUUUCGCCGACUGUGUUGGAUACCAAGGACCAAAUCAGAAUCAGAUACUCCCUACAGGGAUCUCCUGUCUGCCUUGGCUACCAAAUACAGUUUCAAGAAAUGAUGUAGUUGGAAAUCUCAGAAGAGCUGUCCCAC